This is a messenger RNA of Adineta steineri, 1422 nucleotides long. The record is from the annotation of a GenBank genome assembly. Lineage: Eukaryota; Metazoa; Rotifera; Eurotatoria; Adinetida; Adinetidae.
AUGUCGUCGACAAAAUCAGUUCAAAUUGUUGAUAUAAUGACAAAUAAUAAUCAUGAUUCACGUAUUAUUAUUAAUGUUGGUGGAACAAGAUUUGAAACUCAACGUGCAACAUUAAAAAAAUUACCCGCUACACGUUUAUCAAAAUUAACACCACAAUUAUCAUUUUAUGAUCCAUUAUUAAAUGAAUAUUUUUUCGAUCGACAUCCAGGUGUUUUUUCUCAAAUACUUAAUUAUUAUCGAACAGGAAAACUUCAUUAUCCAAAUAAUGUUUGUGGACCUUUAUUUGAAGAUGAACUAACAUAUUGGGGUAUUCAAAGAGAAGAAGUUGAACCUUGUUGUUGGAUGACUUAUACAAAAUAUCGAUCAACACAAGAAACAUUACAAGUAUUAGAUUCAUUAGAGUUAGAUACAGUACGAUCAACAACUGAUGAUAUUGUUAAAAAAUUUGGUUGGGAAGAUGAUUUUGAUUUAAUUACAAGUGGUCAUUUAUCUAAACGUAAACGUUUAAUGAGUAUAAUAUGGCAAUUAUUUGAAGAACCAAGAUCAUCAACAAUAUCGAAAAUAAUUGCUGUUAUAUCAAUGUUUUUUAUAAUUGUUUCAAUAGCUACAUUUGUUCUUCGUACAUUACCAGCAUUUGAAAUAGCUGAAUAUGAUUUUAUAACUGUUUAUACGUAUAAUAAUUUAACUGAACAAACAACUGUAUAUAAUACUCAACAAAGAGAAAUAGUUUCUAGUUUUGAUACAAUUGAAUGGAUAUGUAAUUCUUGGUUUAUAUUUGAAAUAAUAUUAAGAUUUUUAGUUGCACCAUCGAAACGAACUUUUUGUACAUCUAUACUUAAUUGGAUUGAUUUUCUUGGUACAUUUUGGUUUUGUUUUACUUAUAUUCUAUAUAAUAUAUUUCAUUUUAAUGGUUAUAAUGCUGCAUUAGAUCUUCUAUCAACUAUACGUGUUGCACGUAUGUUUAAAUUAUGUAAUCUUCAUCCACGUUUAAAAGUUAUCAUAACAUCAAUGUCAUAUUCAUCAAGUGUAUUAAGUUUAUUGAUAUUUUUCUUUUUUCUUGCGACAAUGAUAGCAGGUUCAUCAAUGUAUUAUAUUGAACGUUUAAGUAAUUCAACCGAUAAUCAAUUAGUAUCAAUUGUUGAAGGUAUAUCACUUGCAAUAAGUACAAUAAGUACACUUGGUUCAGGUGAUAUUGUACCAAAAUCAUUUUUUGGUAUGAUAUUUGGUGCAAUAACGACUAUAGUUGGAGUCUUAAUUAUUGAUUUACCAAUGCCAAUUAUUGUUGAAACAUUUGCAAAUUUUAAUUCACAUCUACAAACACGACAACAAUUACCAAAACAGAGAAGACGCAUAACACCAGCUGCUAUACCAAGAAAAAUCAAACCACAAAUGCCACCAAAUGGAUAUACUCAUCAACAUUGA